AUGAGUGAAGCUCCCGUGGAAACGCCUACUGAGAAGCCAGUGGAGAAGACCAAUGCCUCCCAGGCAGAGGAGGGAGAGAAGAAACUGACGAAUAAAGAGCUCAAGGAGUUGAAGAAGAGACAGAAAUUGGAGAAGAGAGCUGCUAGGAAAGAGAGCAGUGGUAUUCCAAACCAGGCCGAUGAGAAGGCUGCCAAGGGUAAGCAGAAGUCCCAGCAACAGCAACAGCAGCAGGCCUCACACGGUGUGAUCUCAAGAGGGUUGAAACAGGAAGUGAAUACUUUGAAGAAAGUUUCACUGUUUUCACACUUGGAGUCGAAGGAGCAGAGAAACGAGCUAUCGCUAUCACAGUCCCAGGUGACGAACAUUAUACACCCUGCUGUUCUUUCACUGACGCUGAAGUACUCAGGUUAUUCGAUUGUUGGGUCGAUUCCAAGGUGUAAGAGCAUGCUCAGAGCGUUUGAACGGGUCAUCUCUGAGUAUCAGACGCCUGAGGGAACAACCUUGACCAGAAACCUGACCAACUAUCUCGGGUAUCAGAUCGACUAUUUGAAGACCGCUAGACCUCUAUCAGUGGCGAUGGGAAACGCCAUUAGAUGGCUCAAGCAGGAGAUCUCACUGAUCUCCAUCGACACCUCUGACUCUGACGCAAAGGCCCAGCUCGUUGAAAAGAUCGACACCUUUAUAAAGGAGAAGAUCGAUAUCUCUGACAAGGUCAUCAUCCAAGCAGCAUCAGCACACAUCCAGAACGGCUCGACAAUCCUCACCUUUGGACAGUCGAACGUUUUGAAGCAGCUGUUCAUCUAUAACCAUGAAGAGCUGGGCAAAAGCUUCAAUGUUAUCGUUGUGGACUCCCGUCCUCUAUUCGAGGGAAAACAGCUCGCUGAGGAGCUGUGUACAAAGGGUUUGAAAGUUCAAUAUGUGUUGAUAAACUCCCUCUCAUCUGUGAUACAAGAUGUUGAUACCGUUUUCCUCGGUGCCCAUGCAAUGCUAUCUAACGGAUUCCUAUACUCUCGUGUGGGUGCUGCGCUCAUUGCAAUGAAGGCCAAGAAUGCAAAUAUCCCUGUGCUUGUCUGCUGUGAAAGCAUCAAGUUCUCUGAUCGUGUCCAACUGGACUCUGUGACCCUGAACGAAAUGGGAGACACUGAAGACUUGAUCAAUUGGAACCAAUUGAACCAUGUCAAGAAGUCGAGUGUUGCCCUACGUAAGUUCAUAGAGACUCACGAGGAGAAGGAUCAACAACAGCAGCAACAGCAAAAGCCAAAGGUUAAAUCAGGUGGUGCUGAGCCAACACUGGCGAAGAAUGAGAUGCCAUUGAAGGAUUGGAAGACGAAUCCUUACCUCAACAUCUUGAACAUCAUGUACGACCUUACACCACCAGAGUACAUCCAAAAGAUCAUCACGGAAGUUGGAGCGUUACCACCAUCAUCAGUUCCUGUCAUUUUGAGAGAGUACAAGGCCUCAACUGUGUAG
Messenger RNA from Williopsis jadinii, 1470 nucleotides. RefSeq names its product translation initiation factor eIF2B subunit delta (gene GCD2). Bases 1 to 1470 code for a protein of 489 amino acids. Lineage: Eukaryota; Fungi; Ascomycota; Saccharomycetes; Phaffomycetales; Wickerhamomycetaceae. The record is from RefSeq and is a predicted model, not a curated record. The transcript has a single exon.